AUGCAGUCUCCUACCAAUACCAUCUCUGUAUUCUUUUACUGCACAAUAUUAGUGGUUUGCUUGAGUCAUCAAAGUGAUGCAAGAGACACCAUCAAUACAAGCCAUCCAUUAAGGGACGACGCGAAUGAAAGUCUCGUAUCAGCUGGAGGAAUAUUUGAACUUGGUUUCUUUACUCCUGGUCCUGGAGGAAACAACAGAUACGUAGGAAUAUGGUAUCACAAUAUGCCAAGAAGAGUAGUGUGGGUUGCAAAUAGAGAUAAACCAGUGACUGAUUCUUCGGGAUCGUUUGCCAUUGCAGAAGAUGGCAACCUCAAGGUACUUUCGAAUAGAAAUGCUUACGCCAUAACAGAUCUUAAGAAUGCUGGUGUUAACAGCACGGUGAAGCUAAUGGAUAAUGGAAACUUGAUAUUUUUUGAUGGUCCAUCUCUGUUAUGGCAAAGUUUCAACGAUCCAACAGACACAUUUCUUCCCGGUAUGAAAAUGGAUGACAAAAUGGUUUUGACUUCCUGGUCGACCUCAACUGACCCGGCAUCUGGAGAUUACACAUUUCAGAAAUAUCAAGAAUUGUACGAGAUACAAAUGAGAUCCGUUCCUUACUGGAGAAGUGGUGAGUCAGGUUUAUCAAUCAUUAAGAAUAAAAUGCCUUAUGCCGUAGCCGACAUGUUGUCUGGAUUUAAAGAAGGACUUGAUGAAAGUAAAUAUCCAUCUUCUGGUAGUCAAAACAAAGGAAAAGUAUCUUUUAAUUUUACAAGGUCUUCCAAUGAUAAUGUCUCUGGGCUUUUCAUGAAUGGGACUGGGGAAAUACAAUAUUAUAGAUGGUCCGACGGGGAAUGGACCUUUCUAUGGUCUGAGCCCAAAGAUACCUGCAGUUUCUACAAGUAUUGCGGGAAAUUCAGCAUCUGUGAUAGCAAUCGUGAUCCAGAAUGCAAUUGUUUGCCUGGAUAUCAACCUGUUUCCAAAGUGGAUUCGAAUAAUGGGGAUUACUCUGUAGAUUGCGAAAAGAGGAAGCAAAUUAGAUGUGACAACAAUGCCAAUCAAUCCACGUUCUUGAAUUUGUCGUUGACCAAUUUCCGGGCUUCAUUCCAGAAAUUUGAUAAGGCUCGAAACAAGGAAGAAUGCGAAAAAGAGUGCCUGAACAACUGCAAAUGCGAGGCCUAUUACAUGUCAGAAAAAGAUAAUGCCAAGCGGACAGGAGAAAGUGAUGUUGUUCCUUCGUGUUUUAUUGGGACAGGAGAUCUUGAAAAUCUUUGUCGGGUGGAUGGUGAGAGUCGCGUCCAGCUCAAUGUACACGUAGAUAUGGACUUGAAAACACGAGACUGUAAACCUUGUGGUGACAUUAUGAUACCCUAUCCACUAAGCACUGGGCCAAACUGUGGUGAUCCUUUGUACUCUAGUUUCGACUGUAAUGACUCCACAGACAUAUUUUACUUCAAGACUUUGAGCAGACAGUACCGAGUCAUCAGCAUUAAUAAGGAGAAUCGUACAUUUGGAGUGAGGAAUGAAAUUGCUAAUAGCUGUUAUGCCAGAAUUUUCCCAAGAGAAAUCGUGAACCAAUCAUCUCCAUUCACCGUGACAAAUAGGUGCUAUGAAAGAGGAAUAGAGAUAAGGUGGAAACCUUCUUUGGAGCCCUCUUGCAAUGUAUCUGGUGACUGUCGAGAUUGGCCCAAUUCAAGUUGCCACGCCAGAGAAAAUGGCAUGAGCAGAUGCUAUUGCGACCAAGAAUAUCAAUGGGAUGGCACAAGUUUAAAUUGUGUCCAAGGCUUGACAGCACGAGAUUCACGAGACUGUAAACUUUGUGGUGACAUUAUGAUACCCUAUCCACUGAGCACCGGGCCAAACUGUGGUGACCCUUUGUAUUCUAGUUUCGACUGUGAUAAGUCCACAGGCAUAUUUCACUUCCAGACUUUGAGCGGAAACUACUCAGUCAUUAACAUUAAUAAGGCGAAUCGUACAUUUGUUAUUGAAGUGAACAGUGAAACUGCUAAUAGCUGUGAUGCCAGAAAUUUGUCAAGACAAAUCGUGAAGCUUAACCAAUCAUCUCCAUUCACCGUGACAAAUGGGUGCUAUAAAAGAAGAAUAGAGAUUAGUUGGAAACCUCCUUUGGAGCCCUCUUGCAAUGUAUCUGGUGACUGUCGAGAUUGGCCCAAUUCAAGUUGCCACGCCAGAGCAAAUGGUAUGAGCAGAUGCUAUUGCGACCAAGAAUAUCAAUGGGAUGGCACAAGUUUAAAUUGUGUCCAAGGGACUGGGAGAUCACUUGCCAGGUGGCUAAAAGAUGUUAUUAUUAUCAUAGCGGUAUUUGCUGCAGUUCUACUAGUUUGUUUCUUUAGCUAUUACUUAUAUAGAAGAAAAAGGAUGACUAGAAGAAAAGGAAGUGGCGAAAACAGUGGAGAGAAUCCAGUGGUUUGGUCGUAUGAGAGUAGUGACAGACAAGUAUCAGAUUUGAUGGAUGAAGAAAACAAGAGUGGUGUCGGUGUUCCUUUCUGCAGUUGGGAAAGUAUAUUAGCUGCUACAGAGAACUUCUCAGACGUACAUAAACUUGGAAGAGGGGGAUUUGGACCUGUUUACAAGGGAAUGUUUCCUGGAGGACAAGAGAUUGCAGUGAAAAGUGGAAAAAGAAACACGGGAUUUUAUGGAUCCGCAGAAGCCCUGAAUCUCUUAGGUUACGCUUGGGGAUUGUGGAGUGAAAACAAGGCAUUGGAUUUAAUGGAUCCAAUGCUGCUUGAAUCUUGUGAGAAAUCUGAAGUUAUGAAGUGCAUAAAUGUUGGGCUGUUGUGUGUGCAAGAAGAUCCCGGUGAUCGGCCUACCAUGUCGAAUGUAGUUUUCAUGCUUGGUGGCGAAGCAACAGUUCUUCCUGUUCCUAAUCAACCGGCUUUCGUAAUGAGAAAACACGUUUUUAGCACGUCUUCAUCCUCUACUAAACCGGGUUCAAUUUCCAACGAGUUAACAAUGUCUCAGGUAGAAGGGCGAUGA
Fraxinus pennsylvanica is the source of this 2970-nucleotide messenger RNA. The record is from the annotation of a GenBank genome assembly. Lineage: Eukaryota; Viridiplantae; Streptophyta; Magnoliopsida; Lamiales; Oleaceae.